AUGUCUCCCGCCAAGAUCAACGGAGGAACUGUCGUCGAGAUGCAGGGCGAUGAAAUGACCCGCAUCAUCUGGGACGGCAUUCGCGAGAAGUUGAUUCUCCCCUAUGUCGACCUUGACAUCAAGUACUUCGACCUCGGCAUGGAGUACCGUGACGAGACCAACGACCAGGUCACCAUCGAUGCUGCCGAGGCCAUCAAGAAGUACAAGGUCGGCAUCAAGUGCGCCACCAUCACUCCCGAUGAGGCCCGUGUCGAGGAGUUCAAGCUCAAGCAGAUGUGGAAGUCCCCCAACGGAACAAUCCGUAACAUUUUGGGAGGCACCGUGUUCCGUGAGCCCAUUCUGUGCAAGAACAUCCCUAGAUUGGUCCCCGGAUGGACCGAGCCCAUUGUCUUGGGUCGCCACGCUUUCGGUGAUCAGUACAAGGCUACCGACUUGGUUGUCGAUGUACCCGGUCGCCUCGAGCUCGUCUUCACCCCCGCCGAUGGUUCCGAGAAGAAGAACUUGGUCGUCUACGACUUUGAGGGCCCCGGUGUUGCCAUGGGCAUGUACAACCACGACGAGUCGAUUAUUGGAUUCGCUCACUCGUGCUUCAAGGUGGCUUUGGAGAAGUCAUACCCCCUCUACAUGUCGACCAAGAACACGAUCUUGAAGAAAUACGAUGGCCGCUUCAAGGAUAUCUUCCAGGAGAUCUUCGAGCGUGACUACAAGGAGCAGUUCGACGCCAAGAAGAUCUGGUACGAGCACCGUCUCAUCGACGACAUGGUCGCUCAGAUGCUCAAGUCCUCCGGAGGUUUCGUCUGGGCCUGCAAGAACUAUGACGGUGAUGUCCAGUCCGACAUUGUCGCCCAGGGUUAUGGAUCCUUGGGUCUCAUGACCUCCGUCCUCUUGACCCCCGAUGGUGAGUGCUGCGAGGCCGAGGCCGCCCACGGAACUGUGACCCGUCACUACCGCGAGCACCAGAAGGGCCGUGAGACUUCGACCAACCCCAUUGCGUCGAUCUUUGCCUGGACCCGUGGACUUGAGUUCCGUGCCAAGAUCGAUAACAACGAGGAGUUGAAGCAGUUUGCGACUCAGUUGGAGACUGUUUGUAUCGAUACCAUCGAGGCCGGUGACAUGACCAAGGAUUUGGCUUUGAUUAUUCAUGGAAAGGGCUUGAAGCGUGAGCAUUACUUGAACACGUUCGAGUUCUUGGAUAGACUUGCUGAGAACCUCCAGAAGAAGCGUUCCGCCUAA
Linnemannia hyalina is the source of this 1233-nucleotide messenger RNA. The record is from the annotation of a GenBank genome assembly. Lineage: Eukaryota; Fungi; Mortierellomycota; Mortierellomycetes; Mortierellales; Mortierellaceae.